AGUGUUUUGCGAGGACUAGCCGCUCCUUCAGCGUUCUGCCAGCACACUGAGUGGCAGUUUCCUGGAGCUGUUCUGUUCCUUCUGGAGUGCAACAGAUCCCGUUCAGAACCUAUUGCCAAGAGCCCUGAAGCAGGACACACCAUGCAGUGCUUCAAAUUCAUUAAGGUCAUGAUGUUCCUCUUCAAUCUACUCAUCUUUCUCUGUGGUGCAGCCCUGUUGGCUGUGGGAAUCUGGGUGUCCGUCGAUGGGACAUCUUUCCUGAAGGUCUUCGGAUCACUAUCAUCCAGUGCCAUGCAGUUUGUCAACGUGGGCUACUUCCUCAUCGCCGCUGGUGCUGUGCUCUUCAUUCUUGGUUUCCUGGGCUGCUAUGGUGCUCACUCUGAGAACAAGUGUGUGCUCAUGAUGUUCUUUUCCAUCCUCCUCAUCAUCUUCAUCGCUGAGAUUGCAGGUGCUGUGGUUGCUUUGGUGUACACCACAUUGGCUGAACAAUUCCUGACACUCCUGGUGGUGCCUGCUAUCGAAAAAGACUAUGGUUACCAGACUGAUUUCACCCAAGUAUGGAACACUACAAUGGAAGAGUUGCAUUGCUGUGGCUUUAACAACUACACAGAUUUUAAUGCCUCACGUUUCGUCAAAGAGAAUAAAGUCUUCCCCCCACCCUGUUGUGCCAACCCUGGCAACCAUACAGUUGAACCAUGCACCGAGGAGAAGGCCAAAAGUAUGAAAGUACAGGGUUGUUUCAAAGAGAUUCUGCAUAGAAUCAGAGCCAAUGCAGUCACUGUGGGUGGUGUGGCAGUUGGAGUUGCGGCCCUAGAGCUGGCUGCCAUGGUUGUAUCCAUGUAUCUAUACUGCAAUCUGAAAUAAGACUACUACUUCCUCCUGACUUGCUGCCGUCACAUGGAAACCAGGAAGAGGCACUUGGCACAGCUAAGCAGCAGCAAUGGGUGGAGAUGAAAUGUCAUUUGGGCUGGAAUGGAUUUGCCUUUGCUGCUCAGGGACUUUGGGCUAAAUAGGGACCACCUCGUGGGCUUUGUCUGCCUUGUUCUUCCACUGGUGGGGUGAGGGGGGCAUCGGUCCCAGUCUCAGAGGCAGCCAAGUCUGCCCAUUUCCUGAGACUCUUGAUGAUCCUAGCACUCCACUAGUGGAUGAAGGCACUUACAGCCUGGGCAUUUUCUAACACUGUAAAGUCAUUGAAGGAAUGUAUAGAAGGCAUUUUGGAACCUAUAAACCAAUGAAAAUAUUUCUAAUUGACCUGUAUAUGCUUGGAGAGAUGGGUCCUGAUUGCCUAAGUUGCACUGACUUCUGUGAAGCUGGAGACUCAGCAGGGUGGGAGGGAAGGGACGUAGGUAUCUGGUUCCAGCCUGGGAGGGAGAGUAAAAGUGUCCAAGAGUACACUGAGGAAGGGAGAGCUGCAUUGGUCUGCGUUUAUGUACCAGGAGGGCUUUGCGGUGAAAGUUCUCCCUCCUGGUGAAGGGCACUAGACUGGAAAGCUAUGAAAAUAACAAGCUUGUGCCAAGUCAGGGCUGUGUGGGUGGAGUCACUAGUUGGAGCCCUCCAGGAACUUAGAUAAGUACGUCUAAGCUAUAUGCCCUACUUUGGGGAAUCUCAAAAUCAUUUAUUCUUGGCCUAUCCAUUGCUCUAAAGAUCUGUAUACUUUGGGGGGUGUAUAUAUUUUAUUGGGGGGCAGCAAAGGGGGACACAAGUUCUUCAGCAAUUCCAGACUUGUGCCCUAAGGGCAGAUGGACACAUCGGGUAUGUUUCCAUCAUCUUCAUCAGGAACUGGGCAGCUGAAGAGUGUGGCCUGCUUGAUCUUGGUGGCACAGUUAAUGCAGGGGCUGAGAGCAUAAUUAUAGCACUAUGGCCACCGUUGGCACUGGCUCUUUCACCCAAGCAUUCUUUUUCCUUUGUUUCUGAAAAAGGGGUCCUCUACCUCCUGAAUGCUGGGAUUAAAGCUGUGCACCAUUACACCUG
Messenger RNA from Mus musculus (house mouse), 1971 nucleotides. It is a transcript of the gene Tspan1, whose product is annotated as tetraspanin 1. The transcript has 8 exons. Gene Ontology annotation, cellular component: plasma membrane; perinuclear region of cytoplasm; membrane. Gene Ontology annotation, biological process: protein stabilization. Bases 142 to 864 code for a protein of 240 amino acids. Lineage: Eukaryota; Metazoa; Chordata; Mammalia; Rodentia; Muridae. The record is from RefSeq and is marked provisional.